AUGUCAGAAAAGAAGCCACGAGGUUUGGACACUCGUCCCAAAUCUGGCCUCCGCAGUUGGAGUGCAGACAGUUAUGCCUGGCGGGGGAAGAAGCGCUCCAGGAGCUCUCAUAACGGGUCGAGUCCGGGAGGGCUGGAGACGGAGGGGACGGAGGAGCUGGGUGUGAGGUCGACAUCCUGUCCAAGGCGGCGGAGAGAGAGAAAGUGCAGCUGCAACACUCUUGGGGAUACACUGACAUCUGCAGACAUUGAUGUAGUGUGUCGGAAGGCCUUGUCACGCCGCUCUCUGCGGCAGAAGUUCCAGGAUGCUGUGGGCCAGUGUUUUCCUCUGCGCUCUCACCAUCAUCACCAUCAUCACCUUCACCAUCCAUCAGGCUCCUCGCGACCCCUCUCAGUGCUCUUCUGGUCCAAACGCAAGAUCCAUGUCUCAGAGCUUAUGCAGGAAAAGUGUCCCUUCUCACCCAAAUCUGAAUUGGCCCGAUGUUGGCACCUUAUAAAAAAUCAAGUCACCCACCAAAGUGCUCUCAAGGACAUGGAGACUCCCCUCAAACCCAAUCUCUCCUCCUCCUCUUCCUCCCCACCACAGACCCCCCUCUCCUGGGAUGACAUCUGCUGCUCUCCUGGGCCUGGAGGCACCAAUCUGGAGGACUGGGACCCUUCUUGUCCUGUGGGAGCAGAGGGAAACUGCAGUCACACUGACUACAUACUGGUCCCAGAUCUGCUCCAGAUCAACAACAGCUCCUGUUACUGGGGUGUGUUGAACCGCUUUGAGGCAGAAGAGCUCCUGGAGGGCAAACCAGAGGGAACGUUUCUGCUCCGAGACUCUGCCCAGGAUGAGUUCCUCUUUUCGGUCAGCUUCCGUCGCUACAGCCGCUCUCUGCAUGCACGCAUAGAGCAGAACGACAAGCGCUUCAGCUUUGAUGUGCGCGACCCGUGCAUGUACCGCGACCCCAGUGUGACGGGACUGCUGCGGCACUACAGUGACCCGGCCACUUGCCUCUUCUUUGAGCCCCUCCUUUCUCGGCCGCUGCCAAGGACCUUCCCUUUCACCUUGCAGCACUUGUGCAGGGCUGUGAUCUGCAGCCACACCACCUACCAGGGCAUAGACAACCUGCUGCUGCCGCCGCAGCUCAGGGACUACCUCCGACAGUACCACAUCAAGUGUGACGGAGCCUGCGCUGUGUGA
Messenger RNA from Plectropomus leopardus (leopard coralgrouper), 1185 nucleotides. RefSeq names its product suppressor of cytokine signaling 4 (gene socs4). Lineage: Eukaryota; Metazoa; Chordata; Actinopteri; Perciformes; Serranidae. Gene Ontology annotation, biological process: intracellular signal transduction; phosphatidylinositol phosphate biosynthetic process. Gene Ontology annotation, molecular function: 1-phosphatidylinositol-3-kinase regulator activity. Gene Ontology annotation, cellular component: phosphatidylinositol 3-kinase complex. The record is from RefSeq and is a predicted model, not a curated record.